This is a messenger RNA of Porites evermanni, 1005 nucleotides long. NCBI's taxonomy places the organism in Eukaryota, Metazoa, Cnidaria, Anthozoa, Scleractinia, Poritidae. The record is from the annotation of a GenBank genome assembly.
AUGGCGAAAAGCGCAAAAGCGAAAAGUUCCGCUGUCCGCGAUGAUUCGUUCGAAAUUCUCAGAGUUGGCGCUAUGGAGGACAAUGAUUAUUCGCGCUGGAUGGAAAAUCUACCAAAUGAGAAACAACUAUGCCCUUUAAAAGAUCUUGUGAUACCAGGAUCGCAUGACUCCGCUACAUUUUUUCUCGAUCAAGACAUGGAGAUUGGCCCCGAUGAAUCUCCCACGAUUCAAAUGCUGGGAAGCGUUUUCGGAAAAGUGGCAAAGUCUGUAGUCCAUAGUUGGUCCGUUACGCAGUCUAUGUCAAUCUACGAACAGCUUUUGUCAGGAAUCCGCUAUUUGGAUCUGCGAGUUGCGUACAGAGCCCAGGAUAAACAGAUCCGAAUUCUUCACGGUCUGUACGGCUGGACAAUCGAAGAAGUUUUGGCAGAAAUAAACAGGUUCGUGGAAAAAUAUCCUAAAGAAAUUGUCAUUCUGGACUUUAAUCAUUUUUACAACAUGGACCCGGCGGCACAUGAGAUGCUAGCCGAUACUUUACUUGCUUCAUUCAGUGAAAUAUUUCGCGCUCCGGGGGAAGACGGUCCAGACGUGACGCUACAAGAAAUGUGGGGCAAUGAAGAAAAAGUCAUUAUUAUAUAUCACGAUUAUGGCGUGAUCGAUGCCUACCCCUGCUUUUGGCCUCCCCAUUUAAUCUGCUCCCCCUGGCCAAACACGGCGGACAGAAAACUCUUGAUGGAAUUUCUUAACAAACAAUGCGCCGUGAGCACCUUUUCUGAAGAUGCCUUUCAAGUGACGCAAGCUGUCCUUACACCUCAGACAUCAACCGUGUUUCAGAAUAUGACAAGUACUUUAAAAGAUGUGUGUGCCAUGAAGUGCAACUGUCACGUCACUGGGUGGCUGAAGGCACUGUGUGGAACCAAGUGUCACAAGUUUAAUAUUAUUAUAGCUGACUUUGUUGAAUUUGGAGACUUCAUCCCUACUGUUAUAAGUUUAAACUAUUUUUUCUAG